Messenger RNA from Anopheles gambiae (African malaria mosquito), 6678 nucleotides. RefSeq names its product protein nervous wreck (gene nwk). Lineage: Eukaryota; Metazoa; Arthropoda; Insecta; Diptera; Culicidae. Gene Ontology annotation, biological process: regulation of actin filament polymerization; neuromuscular synaptic transmission. The record is from RefSeq and is a predicted model, not a curated record. Gene Ontology annotation, molecular function: protein binding. Bases 1157 to 4348 code for a protein of 1063 amino acids. The transcript is spliced from 10 exons. Gene Ontology annotation, cellular component: recycling endosome; neuromuscular junction.
UCGUCUGUCAUUCUUUGCGUGUGAUAACGCGCUCUGCCAAUUACUACCAGAGAGCGCCGAGAGAGAGCAUGCAUUUGAAUCUCUCCAACGGUGGCACUGAAGAUAUCUGGAGAUAUUGGAGCUAGCAGGUGAGGGAAAACGGUUCCACGACGCUCUGCCGUCAUGCGCGGUACGCAAGAGGAAAGAUCGAGCGAGAUAGAGAGAGAGCGAGAGUAUCGGGAAGCUUGCGUGCGUUGCGUGCGUACGAGCGAGAGCGUGUGUACACUGAAAGGACGACAGGACAGCAGUGACAGUAGUGACGCAAUCGUUCCUACCGUGCAUUCCGUUUGCUGGGGACGUUGGAGGGCGUACGGGCGGCAGGAAAGCGCGCAAAGUGGGAAAAUUAGUGGGCCCCGAUGUCUGAUUCGAUUGUCAGACGGAGGAAAAUUCGCACCGUUCAUUCACAACGAGCAGAGCGUUUUCAUCCCAGCGCGCGCGCGUUCGUGUGUGUGUGUUUGUACAAGGUGUGUGUGUGUAAGUGUGCGUUUUACGGUGGAGCACACAUGUGAGUGUGUGUGUGUGAGUGUUUGUGCGAGUUAGAAGAAUCAAUACACUGUACUCUCCGUGUCGUGUCGUGGCUUGCUGCGAUUUGAAAGUAAACUGGAGCUGGUGGAGCUGGUGAGAAGUUAAAAAAAGAAGGGGUCAGUGAAAUUUUCACACCGCCCGACGGCAGGCGCUAUUUGGGUGCGUUUCGGUGAGGUUGAAGCUGUCCGCGCUCGCGUUCACGAAAUGCAGGACGUGCAGUGCGUGUAGGUCCCGCUCCUGCUCGUGAGAGGAUUGUGGAGCGAGUGUGUGUGCGUGUGUGUUUGCUUCUUGGGUGGGUGAGCUGUGUAAGCAUUGGCUGAAUUUCCCACUGUGCUAAAGCAACGGCGCCUCCGGUUCUGGCACCGCCGUGUCCUAUGAGUGUGCGAAGAAGCGUUAAAUCGCAAAGGCUGCACUGGUGACCCGUGUCACCCAUCUUCCCGGGCGGGAGCGUGUCUAGAGGUGGUUGUGUGUGUGUGAAGUGUGAAGAAAUUGUAGCAAAAAUAGUGGCAAAAAGCAGUUGCAAGCAAACCUUUUCAAAGAGAGCAAGCGGGUUUCGUACGAGUGCGGUUUUGGGAAGGAAAACAUCGCCAAAAUGCAGCCUCCACCACGAAAAGGCAAUUACACAAAGUUUCUGAAGAACCUGCACACGGAGCAGCUGGCCAAGCUAGCGCUCAAGAAUCAGAAUGAGUGCGAGCUGCUGGAGGACAUCCGGCAGUUUACGCUCAAGCGGUCCGCCAUCGAGAAGUCAUACAGCGAGGCCCUGCUCAAGAUAUCGUCCGCGUACCUGAACAAAAAGCAGGCAUGCAUACCGGAGAUCAAGAUGGACGGUGCGGAUGAGAAAUGGAACAUGUGGAGCGUGUGGCAAACGGUGCUGGAGGAGAACGAAAAGUUGGCCCGCGCUCGGCUUGCCGCCGUCGAGGUGUUCCAGCAGCAGAUCGCGGACGAGGCGAAGGUGCUCCGCAGCACCAAGCUGAACAGCAGCAAGCGCUGCAUCGAGAACCUUGCCGUGGUGCAGAAAGAGCUGCAAAACUCGGUGACCGACGUGGACAAGACGAAGAAGAUCUACUUCGACGAGGAGCACAGCGCACACGAUGUGCGCGACAAGGCGCGCGACAUCGAGGAGAAGCUGAAGAAGAAGAAGGGCUCCUUCUUCCAGUCGAUCACGUCGCUGCAGAAGAACAGUGCGCGCGUGACGUCGCGCAAGGAGCAGCUGGAGGAGAAGUCGACGGGCGCCCGCAACGACUACAUCCUCAGCCUGGCGGCGGCCAACGCGCACCAGAACCGGUACUUCACCAUCGACCUGCAGACGACGAUGGCGACGAUGGAGAACUACGUGUACGAGCGGGUGGCCGACUAUCUGGCACUGAUCGGCCGCACCGAGCUGCUGACCUGCUCGGCCACGCAGAACUCGUUCGGCAAGAUACGCGACCAGGCGCAGCAGCUGACGCGCGAGUACAACCUGCAGUGCUGCUACCUGUACUAUCCGGUGCUGAAGCAGCACAUCCAGUACGAGUUCGAGCCGUGCGAUAACGAUCAAGUGCGCAAGAUUACGGCGGACCAUGAGUCGGCCGCCGACACGCUUAGCCGCGAGGGCAAGCGCUGGGCGGGUCGGGUGGCGCGCGAAAGCAACGUCAUCCGGGAGUGUGCGCGCAAGCUGGCGGUGUGUACGGCGCUCCGCGAGGCGGGCCACCGGACCGAUCCGAACGACCAGAAUGGGCCGGACCUGGAGACGAAGAUUGAGGAGUUCCGCGAAAACAUACGCAAGUCGGAAAUUGCCAAGGCGAAGGCGGAAGCGCGGCUGGAGUGCUUGCGGAUCGGCGGCAUCAACGUGGACGAAUGGAUACAGGAGGCGGAAACGCUCAGCGUGCAGGAGAUGCCGCGCUCGGCCAGCUCACUGUCGAUGCGCACGGACGCGUCCGGUCAGGGGGAAAAUCCCAGCUCGGACUCAUUCUACGACAGCGACAAUGCGGAGCAGGAUCAGCCCGUCUCGGAGUCAUCGCCCGCACCGAAGCAACCGGAGCCCGCAUCGGACGAGUUUACGGCUGACAGCGAUGAUGAUGAGGAGUUUGGCGUAGAGCAGGAGCGGCAAAAGAUUGAACAGAUUUCCCACGGCUGGGACGAUCCGAUCCAGGUCGACUGGGGCGCGGAAGAGGCGGCAACGGCCGCGGCCAGCAGUCAGGUUGCGUCCCAGGAAUCUUCGACGGCAGCUGCACAGCCACGCGAACCGGCGGGCCAAACGUUCAAGUGCACUGCGCUGUACUCGUACACUGCCCAAAACCCGGACGAGCUAACCAUAGUCGAGAGCGAACAGCUCGAGGUGGUCGGCGAGGGCGAUGGGGAUGGGUGGCUGCGGGCACGCAACUACCGCGGCGAGGAAGGUUUCGUGCCGCACAACUAUCUCGACGUGGAGCGUGACACACCGGUCGAUACGCACACGCCUGCCCAGCUGUCGAGCCAGAUUUCGUUCUCGUCCGUGGACUACACGGUGGACAACGAGGACCAGGAUCCGAUGCAGGACUCGGGCCAAUCGCCGGACCAGAUUUCGGUCAUAUCGGCCCCGCGCAAGGUCAACAAUCAGCUGUACUGUGUGGCGUUGUACGAUUACGAUGCGACCGCUGAGGAUGAGCUGACCUUCGAAGAGGGACAGAUUAUCAAACUCAUCACCAAGAGUCCUCACGGUGUGGACGAUGGUUGGUGGGAAGGCGAAUUGAUGGGCAAGAUCGGUAACUUCCCUUCGCUGGUGGUGGAAGAGUGCGACGAGAAUGGUGAACCGCUGACUGAUGCUGAGGACGAAUCUCCACCACCGUCGGCACCGCCAACGUUCGCUGCCCCGGCACCACCUCCGCCGAUGAUUCUGCAUGAAGCAACACCUCCUGAAGGUCAAAGUCCAAAUUUGACCAACGAGGGACCAGCAAUCGACAAGUUUGAGUUUGAAAUGAACAACGUUCAACACGAGCAGUAUGGAACUCAGUUCUCGGCCCCGCCACCAUCACAGCCUCCACCGGUUGUUAUCUGUGAGGAUCCGGAGGCCGAGGAGGCCGCUACCAUGGAGGAGGAAUCUCGACAAGGGGCUACCGCAUCAGUCGCGGCCGCAGCGGCACCAGCAGCAGCACCAGCAGCUACUGCUAGUGCCGGCGACAGCAACCAGCUCAACUUUGCGCAGAUCAUCGUCACGGCCGCUACCCCGAUGCACGACGAGCCGGACAAGAAGUUCCUGCCGACGGAAGAGGCACCGACGGCGGAUGACGCCGAGUCGGAGAUUGUGGAAAAGCAGGAGCAGGAGAAGCAGGAGAUAAGCGGUAAGCAGAAAUCUCACGAGCCCGAGGCGCCCGAAAAGCCACCGACGCCACCGACGGCACAGGAACCGGCGGCCAAACCGAAAUCCGCCCCGCCCAAGCCGGCCAAACCGCCGUCACCGCCCAAGCCGGAAAAACCGGCCACCGCUCCGAAACCCACCAAUGUGGCCGGCAAGAGCCCCUCGGCCAAGAAGCCGGAACGGGUACGGCCGUCCGCGGUACCGGAGCCGGAGCCAGAGCAGGAGGCGGCGGCGGCCCCGAUUGAGGAUCCGGUCGCACCGUUCGGGGAUCCGGGUGCACCGUUCGAGACGAACUUUGAGGCAAACUUUGAGGCCGGGUUUGCGGCCAACUUUGAUGAUGCGUUCGGGCAGUCGAGCAGUCCGCCCGAGGUGCCGAAGCAGGUGGUCGGGGGCCGGGCAAGCAUACCGGAGGAGCUGGAGCCGCAUCAGCUCGCAAGGCUGCAGAAUCUGAAGGAAUCGAACGCAUAAGGCGCCGGUGAGAGGACGCGUAGAGUGGACGGUAUCAGUGCGCGGGGAGGUAUUGUGAGCAGGAGAGGGGACGAGCAGAAGAUGGGAGGACACACACACACACAAUUACACGAAGUGGUUAAUCGUUUACCGAUGCCGAUGCACUGUACAACGGCACCGUUCAAAACCGUUCUGUGGACGUCAGAGGAGAGCCGCGGCCAUGCAAAUCAAAACUACAAUCUGCUGCAACAAUCAUAAUACGUAGGGUAUUUUGUGCAAAACUCAAUGGUGAAUGGCAAACGGGGGCCAUGUUCAAUUGUGAGAGAUUCAUUUUUAAUCGUUGUAUGUGUGAGUGUGUUUGUGUGAAUUGGAACGGUCGUCCAAAUGGGGUUUUUCGUUGUUGCUGUAAGUCAUUGUCAUUGUCAUUAUCGUUGUCGUGUCAGGUAUACAGAUGUUAGGAGAACGUCGUCCAACGGGAUAUUUAGUGUACUAAUCAAGAUCAAAGCUGCUAAUGCAUUUAGAUCCCAAACAAAUAGCAUCACCAUUACCACUACUACUACCACUACUUUGCCGUCUGAUAAGCGUCAGACGGCUGGUUAGGCUUCCUUUGCGACGUGGACGAUGGGGGUUUGCCUUUGUGAUAAUAAUGCAUUUUAAGUGGUGCCGUCUCGCCGGCUUUCAGCGGACGACCAAAUUCGACCAAUCUACUAAGAAAACUAUGAUAGACCGUAUCUUUCCCCACUCUCUUCUACCAAUAUGGUAUGGUUAAAACGCGACACGAAAGCUCAUUGCCGUAGCGAUGAAGCUUUGUGUCGUAAAAGGAUUGAAAUAAUUCGCAUUUUUUUUCCCAGCUGAUCUACCCGGCUGGAGCGGACAUUUUCCCCACAUAGUUUAACAUAUCACAGUGGAAGCCAUUCGUUGCGUUGUUUCAUUUGAAAGUAACGACCAAAAUCAUGCCCAUACUCUCACUAAUCUCUCUCUCUGUACUGCACCUUACACCCGUCCCGAUUGUGUAGAUUCGAUUCCACCACGAAUCUCCCAACAGCUGCACUCUUCCAUUCUGUCCCAGGCUCUUGCAAUGUGUAUAGUAGAUUCCUUCCUUGUGCGUUUUCAAGCAGAGAUAAAGUAAACCCUAUUGCCUACUAUAUCGCGUUAUCCUAUUACGAAAUAAAUUAGGUUUGAAGUAAAACAACGCUCGAUGUCGUCGUGGGGUGGUGAUACAGGAAGAGUCACCGGAAGUCAUCCACACACACACGCCCCGACUUACGACUGUAAGAUUUUAGACUACUUAAAGCCUCUUGGUUCGUGAAAACAAGGGCAAAACUAUACUCAUUAGUCAAAUUCCACACGAAACUCACCGGAACAGCAUCACAGUGUUGCCGUUAUGUAUUAGCGCGCGCGUGUGUGUGUGUGUCUGAUGGAAACACAAUCCUCUAAGCAUUAUAUUGCCGAACGUACAAUAAUUACUCGAUCUACAAUUCACGGGUAGGAAGAGAUGGUCGCUAGCAGAGCGGCCAUUACACCACCAUUACCUUUCAUAUACAUACAUAUAUAACUGUAUCUAUAGUUUGCGUUGCGCUUAGAUAACCGAAUGUUGUUCAUGCUUCGAUGUUUCGUUCGGCAAACGAACACACCAACCGUUUUGUCUUGGUUCUAGGAGCGCAUUUAACGUUGGAAAAAGAACACUAGAAAGCAAGCGUAAGCCGCAGAUGAGUUUCAUUGCACCAGCAAUCAGCUGUGUAACUAAAGCGACAAAGUUUAAGAAAAAAACAGAGUAUUAUUUACUACUACUAGGCUAUCCUAUUGCAAUACCAAAAAAAAAAAACAUAUUCCAAUGCAUUGUUCUAGUGCACACUAGUGACACAGUAUCUAAGUACUGGUAGGUUCUUUACUGAGAUACAUAAAAACAAAAAACCAUACACAAUCGUAUCGUAAUGCUGACAGUGGGAGCAUUUGGUCAAGGGUCCCCCAUAUACCAUUUAGAGGCAAUUUAGAGUGACUUGCAUGCUCUGCAACACAACAUGCCUGCGCUGUAGAAACGUUAAAGAAAAGGCCUUUCCAAUAAGAUUCUAAUAAUACGCACUACAAUCUAAAGCAAACGUUAUGAUUUACCUUGAUACGCGUUGAAUGUAGAAAACUCCUGUUAUAACACCACCCAACACUAAUCAGCCUUCAUACUCUGGUAGCGGUUGAAUUGACUCUCUCAUAGCUUCAAAACCCAUCGACGUUCUGUGUGGAAAAGUGAGAAACCUUGGCGAGAGAGACAUCCCUUGACGCGCACAAAAUCACGCUUGCGCCCGGUACUGUAAGAUACUAGUAGAAGCAACCGUUAAAGGAACAAAUCACGAAAA